CCAAAGUGGAAAAUCUUGGUGUUGGAUGUCGAAUAUUUUCCGCAAACAUCAAUGAAUUGAAGUGUGUCCCGAUUGGGAAACUACCAGGAACAAGACCGGUACAAAUACACAGAAUCCUCUAACUUACUCAUCAUUUCAUGCAAGAUUGUUACCUUUUCCAACUAGUCUUGCUGAGACCGAUUUCCACUGCUAGAAUCUUCUUCUUGCACCCGUCUUCGUCCUGGAAUGAGCAACCAUCAAGUCGUCUACUAGGUGCUUGAAAUGUGAUAGCUGGACCUUUUAUGUAGAGCUUCUUUCAACUGUGUGGACUAUGGCUGAUUGGUGAAUAUGGUGAUGGACGUAGCGAUCAAUUCGGCUGGUCCAUUAGUGGACGUCGCCUCUCAGAUUAUUGAGGCUAUAAUUGAGAUUGUGGUUGCAUCUGAAAAUGUCCUUGUUGGCAAAAGAAGUUUUACCAAACUCUCGUCUUACUUGAAUGGGCUUGUUCCACUCUUGAAAGAGUUGAACAGGGGACACAUUGCUUCCUCCGAAGGCAUAGAGAACUUCAUUGAGAUUCUCAACCAUCAGGUGAGGGAUGGGAGCAAACUGAUCAGGGAGUGUACUGAAAGAAACCGAUUUUACCUCUUGGUGAAUUCACGCUCAAUUGCUAAGCAGAUUGAAGCAAUCACUAAAGAGAUUGUCUGUGCAAUCAAUUGCAUCCCUUUUGCAUCUUUAAAUAUGUCAUUACAGAUGAGGGAUGACUUUGAGCAGCUCAUUACCAACAUGCAGAAUGCUGAGUUCAGAGCUGCAAUGGCCGAGGAAGAUGUUCUGGAGAAGAUAGAGUCUGGCAUACAGGAGAGGAAUGUUGAUCGAAGCUAUGCCAAUGAUUUGUUGGUCUCAAUUGCAAAGGCUGUUGGGGUUUCAACCGAUCGUUCGGCAUUGAAAAAGGAAUUUGAUGAUUUCAAGAGUGAAAUAGACAAUCUAAGCUCGAUGAAAGACAAGGCUGAAGCAAUACAGAUGGAUCAAAUAAUUGCUUUGUUAGAGAGGGCGGAUGUAGCAUCAUCGCUUGAUGAUAAAGAAAAGAAAUACCUAAACAAGAGAAAAUCUUUAGGGGUGCAGCCAUUAGAGCCUCUCAUGUCAUUUAUUUGCCCAAUUACAACUGAGGUUAUGGUUGAUCCAGUGGAGACUCCUUCUGGGCAUACUUUUGAGAGGAGUGCCAUUGAGAGGUGGUUGUCUGAGGCGGAUGAGCCAUCAUGUCCCAUUACUUCAAAUCCAUUAGAAAUAUCAAUGCUUAGGCCUAAUAAAACCCUGAGGCAGUCUAUUGAAGAAUGGAGGGAUCGAAAUAACAUGAUCAUGGUGGCUUCCCUCAAGUCCCGGCUUUCCUCAGAAAAUGAGCAAGAACUGAUUGAUUGUCUCGGACAGGUCAAGGAUCUCUGUGAACAGAGAGAAAUCCACAAAGAAUGGUUGAUCUUGGAGAAUUACAUACCAACUCUUGUUAAGCUGCUUAGUGUAAAAAAUCGGGAAAUCAGGAAUAAAGCUCUUUGUAUCCUUUGCCUGCUGGUGAAGGACAAUGACGACGCUAAGGAAAGGAUUGCCACAGUUGAGAGUUCUAUUGAACAUAUUGUUCAGUUUCUUGGGCGACGUAUUGGGGAAAGAAAAUCAGCUGUCACAUUAUUGCUGGAAUUAUCGAAAUGUGAAGCAAUUCGUGAUAGCAUCGGGAAGGUCCAGGGUUGCAUACUUCUUCUGGUAACAAUGUUGAGCAAUACUGACCUUCAAGCCGCCAGAGAUGCGAGGAGUGUUUUGGACAACCUUUCGUACUCUGAUGACAAUGUUAUCCUCAUGGCGAAGAAUAACUAUUUUACAUAUCUUUUGGAACGUCUUUCUUCAGGUUCUGAUCAGGUUAAGAUGAGAAUGGCAAAAACAUUGGGGGAGAUGGAAUUGACUGAUCACAAAAAAGCAUCCCUCGUUGAAUGCGGUGUUCUGGAUUUGCUACUUGGCUUAGUUCCCCACGAUGAUGUUGAAAUGAAGAUAGUAGCAGUUCAAGCCCUCCUCAAUAUUUCAAGCUUACAGAAAAAUGGGCAGGAGAUAAUAAAGAAAGGUGCAGUGCGUCCGUUCCUGGACAUCCUCUACCGCCAAACAUCAUUGCAGAGGUUGCGUGAGCUAGUCGCAGCUACUAUUGUCAAUCUUGCUCAGUCAACCAUAACUAAAGAAGAUUCUGAUUCAGAGCCAGUUUUGAUGUUGGAAACUGGUGAUGAUAUUUCCGAACUCUUUUCCUUCAGUACUAUGACAGUCCCUGCUCUGCAGCAAGAGAUUUUCCGGGCAUUUCAUGCAAUGUGUCGAUCUCCAUCUGCUGAUGCUGUCAAGUCAAAACUGAGAGAGUGCUCAGCUGUGCAAACCUUGUUUCGACUAUGUGAGGUUGAUGAUGCCAUAUCAUUACGUGCAAAUGCUGUGAAGCUGUUGGACUGCUUGAUCGAAGAUGCUGAAGGAGACGAAAUUUUGGAGCAUGUGACACAAAAUUCAAUCGAAUCACUGCUCAAGAUUCUCAAUACUUCAAACAACCAGGACGAGACUGCCUCUGCACUGGGCACAAUUGCUAGCCUCCCAGAGUCCAUUCAAAUCUCCGAGUGGCUGCAGGAAUCACGCAAUCUCCAAAGAAUAUUUGGUUUUCUUUCCGAUGAUAGAAACAGUGCACACCAAAAACCUCAGCUUUUAGAGAACGCAGUGGGAGCUAUAUGCCGUUUAACCACUCCAACAAGUCUGGAGUUACAAAAGAAAGUAGCAGAAGCAGGAGUCAUCCCCUUGUUGGUACGGUUGCUGGAGGUGGGAACCAGCUUGACAGUAAAACGAGCAGCCACUUCUCUCGGUCAUCUCUCACAGAGCUCACGUAGGCUAACCAGACAGAUCUCAAGGCGCUCAAGCCUUUGGUGCUUCUCUGCAUUGCCAGAGGCAGCUUGCCCCGUCCACCAUGGGCUUUGUACGAUGGAGUCUUCAUUUUGCCUAGUAGAAGCUAGCGCAGUCGAGCCACUGAGCCGUGCUCUCAGAAGUGAAGAUGCUGGAGUCUGUGAGGCUGCUCUAGACGCCCUCCUAACGCUAAUCGACAAUGAAUUGCUGCAAAGUGGUUGCAAGGUGCUAGACGAGGCCAACGCCAUUCCUGCUAUGAUCAAACUGAUCAGCAGCCCUUGUGCUAGCCUGCAGGAGAAAGUGAUGAAUUGUUUGGAGAGGAUUUUUCGAUUAGUUGAAUAUAAGCAGAAAUACGGAGAUGCAGCUCAUAUGCCAUUGGUGGAUUUGACUCAAAGGGGAAGCAGGCUGAGAUCUUUAGCAGCAAGAAUACUUGCUCAGUUGAAUGUGCUCCAUGAUCAGUCUUCUUACUUCUGAAUAGUAAGUAAGCAUUCUUUUUUUUAUGUGAGUUUAGAUGGUAAUCACUUUUCUAAGUGGGAUUAUGUUACUCAAGGCCACUGCUGUUUAUCUCAAAAAGAAAAUCACUGCUGAUUGGCCAUUGGUGAGGACAGAUCUUUCUUGUUUGUAUACUAAAAUUCUUUUGUAAUGUGUAGUUGAUAAGAUCAAUAUUGUAUAUGUAAAUUUUGUUAGUUGGAAUAAAAUUUUAUAUAUCUCACGUUAUUGACAA
Messenger RNA from Salvia hispanica, 3601 nucleotides. Its product is annotated as U-box domain-containing protein 43-like. The record is from RefSeq and is a predicted model, not a curated record. Gene Ontology annotation, biological process: cell surface receptor signaling pathway; protein ubiquitination. Lineage: Eukaryota; Viridiplantae; Streptophyta; Magnoliopsida; Lamiales; Lamiaceae. Gene Ontology annotation, molecular function: ubiquitin-protein transferase activity; protein binding.